UUCACGCCGACUUAGGCCCUCAUAACUCCUGAGUGCUGAUAGCCUGUGGGAACCUUUCUGGAGCGCCAGACGCGUGUGUACACCCGAUGUCCCUGCAGAGCAGCUUCUGUGCGUUGAGUCGCGCCGCGACCAGCGCGUUGCGGCCUCCCGCCUGCCUGGCGGGCGUGAGCGCCAUGGCCGGUGCGGUGCGUCGGUACAGCGAGAAUGUGCAUGAGCACUUCCAGCACCCCCGGAACGUCGGGAGCUUCAAGAAGGGGGAGGAACACGUGGGGUGAGCUGAUGGGAUGGGAUGGGCACAGAGAGAGAGGGGAGGGGGGCUCUGGGGAUGUCCUGUCGCGCGAGAGAGGCGUGUGGUUGUGCUGUGUUGAUGUCUCUCUCUCGGUAUGUCGUGUUGUGUUGCAGGACUGCCAUCGUGGGCAAAGCUGCGUGUGGGGAUGUGAUCAAGCUGCAGGUCAAGAUUGAGGAGGGCGUCAUCAAGGACGCUAAGUUCAAGGUGAGUGGGUCUGAGCCGCAGGGAGAUAGACACUCAUACUGAUGUGUGUGUGUGUCUGUGUUGUUUGACUGCUUGUCAUCCCCCCAGACGUUUGGUUGCGGUUCGGCGAUAGCGAGCAGUUCGUAUGCGACGGAGCUCAUCAAGGGCAAGACGCCCGAAGAGGCCAUGCAACUCAAAAACACCGACAUCGCAGGUAAGUACGGGAUGCUUGGCUUCGCCGACGUGCAAUGUCUGAGCGUCGGUGUGUGUGUGUGUGUGCAGACUACCUGAAGUUGCCUCCGGUGAAGAUCCACUGCUCGCUGCUGGCUGAGGACGCCGUGCGCCACGCCAUCGAGGACUACCAGAAGAAAUACCCAGGCGUCACAGAGGCUACCAUCGCCGCUGACGAAGGCCCCACCUCGCACCAGCAGCAGAUGGGCGCCGCGUAGACGCACUCGCUGUCUUUUCUUCUUUGUGGUUCGUCGUUGCUUUUCGUUCGUUCAUUACGUGUGCUGUGUGUGUGCUGCUCGAGGUGGAUGUCGAGUUUUUGACUCCGCGCGACACUUGUGACGUUCGUCGCGACGGACGAAUGCCUGGAUAUCUGCCUGUCUGCCUGUCUGCCUGUCUGCCUGUCUGCCUGUCUGCCUGUCUGCCUGUCUGCCUGUCUGCUUGCCUGUGUGGCCGACUUCUUGAUGGAUGCGUUUGGCGUUUUUGCGGUUUCUCGUGACUCAACCGUACGCAGACGUAACGUAAUGGGGAGGGGAGGGGAAUGAGUGUCUGGGUCAGUGGUGGUGUUGAUAUAUAUGUGCGAGGCGAAUGCAAUGACCAUCGAAUUUUUCGGCGGGCCGUCCAAGAGGGCCUCCCUCACACGGCGGGGGGGGGGGGGGGGGGGGGGGGGGGGGGGGGG
Molecule: messenger RNA, 1379 nt
Organism: Vitrella brassicaformis
Lineage: Eukaryota; Vitrellaceae
Source: the annotation of a GenBank genome assembly